Molecule: messenger RNA, 2314 nt
Organism: Dermatophagoides pteronyssinus (European house dust mite)
Lineage: Eukaryota; Metazoa; Arthropoda; Arachnida; Sarcoptiformes; Pyroglyphidae
Gene: Ptpmeg2
Product: Protein tyrosine phosphatase Meg2
Biological process (GO): protein dephosphorylation
Molecular function (GO): protein tyrosine phosphatase activity
Source: RefSeq, a predicted model, not a curated record
AAUGAAUCAUCUUUAUUUGUUGCAUUGACAAAUGAUAAUUAUCACUGUGUGUGUGUUUGAAACUUGAACAUUUUCCGUGAUUGACAUCAUCAUCAUCAUUAUUUAUCUAUUCAUCAUGGAUGUUUUACCCGAUAUAAUUACACCGGAACAAGAAAAGAUAUUAAAUAAUUUUCUACAAGUGGUCAAUAGAUCACGUAUACAGAAUAAUGAACCAUUAAUGCGUCCACGUACAGCAUGUAAAUUUUUAAUGGCACGUAAAUUUGAUCUUGAUCGUUCAUUAAUGUUAUAUAAAUCACAUGAAACGAUACGUUUUCGUGAAGGAUUAGUCAAAUUUGAUCCAUUAAAAGAUCCAUUAAAACGUGAAUUAGAAACGGGAAAAUUUACAAUACUUCCAAAACAGGAUAAGACUGGUUCAAUGAUUGCAAUGUUUUCCGCUGGCAAACAUAUACCACAGGAAACGACACAUCAAACAACAUUACAAGGUGUUGUUUAUCAAUUGGAUGUUGCAUUAGAUGAUGUUCAAGCACAAAAAUCCGGAAUCAUAUUCAUUUAUAAUAUGAUUGGAUCAAAAUUAAAUAAUUUUGAUUAUGAACUAAGUCAUAAAAUUUUAAACCUUUUAAAAGGUGCAUAUCCUGGACGAUUGAAAAAAGUUUUAAUAUUAUCAGCACCAAUGUGGUUUAAAACACCAUUUCGUAUAUUACAAUUUUUUAUACGAGAUAAAUUAAGAGAUCGUGUACAUAUGAUUAAUUUAGCACAACUUUCUUCACAUAUUUCAUCAGAAUUAAUACCGAUUGAUCUCGGUGGUACAUAUCAGAUUAAUCAUCAACAAUGGUUAGAACAUUGUUUACAGGUACAUAAAAAUGAUAUGGGUGAUUUAUGUCCAUCAUUUCCAUCGGAUAAAACAUUAUUUCCAACACCACCAUCAUCAAAUGUAUCAUCAUUAAAUAGUUCACCAAUCGGUACAAUGAAAAAUAAAUCUGUAAAUAUUAUGAAUAAUAAUAACAACAACAAUUCGGAUAUGAUAACAACAACAGCCAAUAGUUCAACAACAACAGCCACAUUUCCUCCGCCAUUGAUAAAUGGCUGUAAUAAUGUCACAACAAUACAGACCAUGAUGAAUAAUAAUGUUGAUUAUGAUAAUGAUAAUGAUGGUCCAUCACCAAUAGGUCAACCAAAUGAAAUUGAAUCAAUGUUAGAAAUUUAUGAAGAAAUUGAUGAUGAUAUUGAAGGUGUUACAUUAGAAGAAUUUCUACAACAUCUUAAUCAGAAAAAACGUAAAGGAAUGCUUGAUGAAUAUAAUGAGAUAAAAUUAACACCACCGACCGGUACAUUCGAUACGGCACGUAAUAAAGCUAAUCAACAGAAAAAUCGUUAUGUUGAUGUUUUAACUUAUGAUCAUAGUCGUGUUCGAUUACCAAUGAUCGAUAAUGAUCCUAAUUCGGAUUAUAUUAAUGCCAAUUAUGUUGAUGGUUAUCGACAAAAAAGAGCUUUCAUCUCAACACAAGGUCCAUUGACAAAAACAUUUGUCGAUUUUUGGAGAUGUGUAUGGUAUAAUAAAACAAUUGUGAUUGUAAUGACCACACGAACAAUGGAAAGAUGUCGUGCCAAAUGUGGCCAAUAUUGGCCAUUAGAUGAGAAAGCUACAUCAAAAUUUGGUAAUUUUCUUAUCAUCAAUAAUCAUGUUGAUCAGGAUAAAGAUUGGAUGAUAUCGAAUCUAACAUUGGUCAAUACGGAUACAAAUGAACGUCGUACUAUUGUUCACAUGCAAUUUACUAGUUGGCCCGAUUUCGGUGUUCCCCAGUCAGCUAUUGCAAUGCUUGAAUUUCGACAAAAAGUUCGAGAUUAUCAAAAACAAUAUCUAAAAACGAUCGAUUGGAAGGGCCAUCCUUUAGGACCACCAAUCGUUGUCCAUUGUAGUGCGGGCAUUGGUCGUACUGGUAUGUAUUAUUCUUAUUGUUAUUUGUUUCCAGGCACAUUUAUCACGAUCGAUAUUAGCAUACAACGAUUAGAUGAUCGUGGCCGUAUCGAUAUUAAAAAAACGGUGGAAAAAAUUCGUCUACAACGUGCCUAUAGUAUUCAGAUGCCCGAUCAAUAUGUAUUCUGUUGUUUAGCCGUACUCGAAUAUGCAAUGUGGAAAGGUUUAUUGGAAAAUGUUAAUCUAACAAAAUUCGAAGAAAGUGAUCAAUCAGAUACUGAUGGUGAUUGAUUUGAUAUCGAUUUAUUUCAUCCUUCUUUCAAAAUGAAUGAUUCAAAUUCGAAUGAGAAAAUCAAUCAUUAAUCUGAAAAAAUAACACAUACACACACACAGAAACUA